UCCACCUAUCUUAUGCUCGAUAGUGCAAUUUACUAUCGUCGUGCAUUGAUUAACUUUGCAUUAAGUGACAUUGAUUUUAAGUGUUGUCCAUCUCCUGAUGAAUGGGACAAAAUAGAGAAGAUUUCUAAAUUUCUUGGAUAUUUCUAUGAGGUCACUCUCUUAAUUUCUGGAACCAAGUAUCCUACUUCAAAUUUGUUUUUUCCCAAGGUAUUUGUUAUCCAGCACAACAUUCAACAAGCCAUGAGACACCAAGAUGGCUUCAUGAGACAAAUGAGAUUAGAGAUGAAUAUGAAGUUUGAAAAAUAUUGGUCUGAUUACAGCUUGAUCCUUGGAAUUGCAAUUGUGAUGGAUCCUCUAUACAAAAUGGAAUUUGUAGAGUGGGCCUAUAGCAAGCUUUAUGGUGUGAAGUCUGAGCAGUUGAAGCAAUUCACUGAUACUUUGUUUUCUCUAUUUGAUGCAUAUGUGGAGAAGUGGUCUAAUCCCGAUAAUUCAAGUGGUUUCAUGAGUGAGAGUUGUUCUCAAACUGAAGGUGAAGACACCAUUUUGGAGGAAUUUGAUGCUAACUACAGGAAUGGUUCAACUUCGAGUAUGAAGAAUGAAUUUCACAAGUAUCUUGAUGAAGAAAGGUUGGAAAGAAAGAAAGAGUUGGAUGUUCUUUCUUGGUGGAAAAUGGAACAAUUUCGGUAUCCUAUACUUUUCCAUAUGGCUUGUGAUGUGCUAAUGAUUCCUAUUUCUACGGUUGCAUCUGAAUCCGCGUUUAGUACCGCUGGUAGAGUACUAGAUCAAUACCGUAGCUCAUUAUUGCCUGAUACUGUUCAAGCAUUGCUAUGUACUCGAGAUUGGAUUUUCGGUAAAAAAGACCAAGACCGAACUGAUUUGGAGCAACUUACUGAAGAUGUGUUGGAUUUGACAUUGGACAGACAAGCCCACACCAACUAAAGACUUUUUUAGUUUCAUGUAAUAAUUUGCUUUGAAUUUGUAAUAUUUUAGUUUCAAGUAACAUUGGAUUUAACCUAUU
Rosa rugosa (rugosa rose) is the source of this 1018-nucleotide messenger RNA. RefSeq names its product zinc finger BED domain-containing protein RICESLEEPER 2-like. Gene Ontology annotation, molecular function: DNA binding; protein dimerization activity. NCBI's taxonomy places the organism in Eukaryota, Viridiplantae, Streptophyta, Magnoliopsida, Rosales, Rosaceae. The record is from RefSeq and is a predicted model, not a curated record. The coding region runs from base 13 to 939 and encodes 308 amino acids. The transcript has 3 exons.